Molecule: messenger RNA, 3054 nt
Organism: Elephantulus edwardii (Cape elephant shrew)
Lineage: Eukaryota; Metazoa; Chordata; Mammalia; Macroscelidea; Macroscelididae
Gene: ITPRID1
Product: coiled-coil domain containing 129
Exons: 13
Molecular function (GO): signaling receptor binding
Source: RefSeq, a predicted model, not a curated record
UCUCUUAGGAUGGCAGAGAAGCCUCGUGGUUCUGACAACCCUCAAGGAGGCCUGGAGAAGUGCAGGAGGCAGAUCCUGAGGUCUACCAAGAGGGCAUGGACACCCCUGGAUGAGCAACUACCUCCUGAUUCAGAAGAGGACAGCCAGGCUUGUGCCCACCCCACACUGGAAGAUUCCAAACAAGAAAGUAUACAGCAAUGGCUGGACUCAGGAUUCUUCAUCUCCACAAAUGAAAACUUGAAUCCCAACGUUGGCCACACUGUUCCUUCGUAUGAACAAGGAAUAGUUCAGAUGACUGUUAAAGACUACAUGAGAUCUCUGCAUCAAUUUUCAGAAAUUCCCACCCUAUCCAGAGGGACUAGUUUCAACUCUUGCCAUUCUACUGCAAGUAUACCACAAAGCAUUCCUGAAUGGUUGGAAUUUUGGGAAAAAGACCCAGUGGAGAUUCUCCUGGAUCUGGGUUUUGGCACUGACGAGCCAGACAUCUGUACACAGAUCCCAGCGAGGUUCCUUAACUGUGGCUCUGCAGCCGAAGGGAUCAAUAUCCGUGUGUUCCUUGAAGCUCAAAAACAGCGGAUGGACACUGAGAAUCCUAACCUGUAUGGACGUUUCAGACAACUGGAAGUCCUGGAUCAUGUGACCUAUGCCUUCUCAUCCUUGCUGAAUGAGGUUAACAUCCUACAGAACAAAGCAGAAGAGGCGAAUGGAGGGACAUAUUUGGAGAAAAUCUCAGUGAGUGGGGUUAUAGAUCAUCGGAGGAGAAUGGCUGAACUCUUAAGAAUCGCUUCAAAACAGAGCAUAAGAAGAGACAGUAAUCUGGAAGUAUGGGAGGCACUGAAGAUGAAGGAUGACUUUUUCACCAUCUCUGAAAAGUCAGAAAAGUGUGCCACAGAGUUACCAACAGUGGCAAACAACCAUGACCAAAGUCACCCACCUCCUUUGACAGGGUGCCAGUCUUUACAAGCAUAUGGUGACCCACUUCCCUGUCAUCCUCCCCAGAUGCUUACACACCAGCGAUGGCCUUUUUCAUCCAGAUUGGCCAAGAAUAUUUCAACUCCCAGUGUGACUGAUGGGCCGCUAAGGGACAAAAUAAGAAAGGAGAACUUGAUUCAGACUAACAAGUUCAAAAACUUGUUUCAUCUUGCAUGUAAAGCCCUGGAUUCAUUUGAAAUGGAAGAGGUCCAGAGUUUUGAAGAAGACAUGGGUCAUUCUCUUGAUAUGACUUCAGGAACAAUAGGUUCUGGGGUGAACAGAGCAAAUAGCUGUCAAUCUGACAGCAGUGGGUUCCUGGAGGAGCUGCCAGAACCACUGCCUCUGCAGAUGCCUUCUGGGCCAAGCAGCCAGUGUCUUAGGGAUCAAAGCCUCUGCUUAACAUCAUCCCAGGACUGUCAGCAAGAGUCUGAUGAGUCAGAUUCCAAGAGUCUGGUGAGCACAUCUUUUUCAAGCCAAGACUGGAGCCUCUUAGAAGGAAAGAACUCAGUAUCUAUGGGGGAGGAAGAAACUCAUCCUCUUGAUUCCACCAUGAGCCCACUAGAGCUGCUGAUCCCGGACAUGGCCUUGGACAAGACCCCAGCUGGGAGGGACCACACGGGAAAGGAUAGCCAUCUGCAACCACUCGUGCGAAUGCCCAACUCUGACCAUGAGGCCAUUGGAGGUACAGACGCUUCCAAGCACGAACGCCCUCUGGGGCUGACAGUGCCCUUUACCACCGAAGUAAAAGAGGAGUUUCUAAAACCAGAAAGUAGCAAGCUCUGCUCUGACAUCGACAGGACAAUCCUGAUGCCAGAAAGUCCACCACAGCUUUGCACCAAGCACAGUGACGUCUCAUCCUAUAUAGAUGACCUUAUUCGAAGCUGUAAAAAGGGUCUUUCUAACCCAAGUGAACUGGCUGGAGAUACCCCCCAAAUGAAGCCAAGGGGUAGCGCUUUAGACCAAAGAUCAUUUAGGGCAGAAGCUGGGGUGAGACACAUUUCUUCUAAUGCUGACUCAAACUCUGACAACUCCAGGUCUAUGACAAUCCAUAUGUCCUCCAAUCUGGUGUCAGCUGCUCAGAGUGCUGUGGCCUUGGGGACAGAUUCUCGAGGAUUAUCUUUAGAAUGCACUAUGUAUGACCCUAUUGCCACAUCAGGACCAAGGUUGAAGAGAGAAGAAACACAGUGCAGGGAUGCUUCUGUUCAGACUUAUUUGUGUGAACCCAGAACUUGGCAUCAUUGUUCAAUCACAAGUAAUAAGACACUGGUACAUGGACACCAGCCCCUCACGAAAUCUGUUUCUCUGGACACAGGCUUCCCUAGUACCUACUCAUUAGGCACUUGCCACAGCUCAUCUGCCCACUGUUGCACCUGCUGUCAUCACCAUCACCAUUGCCACACAGAGGGACCAGGUCCUCACCCUGCAUCCUCAGCCUAUAGACAAUGUCUGUGUCCACACAGCCAUCAUCAUCUAGAGGAUAAGUUCAUGAAGACUUUGAAAGUCCUCCAGGACACUACAGUGAGAGAGCUGUGUUCAUGCACAGCCUAUGAGAUGGAAACCAUGAAGACAGUAUGCCAGGGUUUCCGGGACCAUUUAGAGGAAAUUGAACAGCACCUAAUGGGACAACAGGCGCUCUUUUCCAGGGACAUGACAGAAGAGGAGAGGGAGGAGAUCCAGCAACUGCAGACACUACGCAAGGCCCUGAGGCAGCAGGUGGAGGAGCUGGAGUUUCAGUUGGGAGACCGAGCUCGGCAAAUCCGAGAGGGGAUUCUGUUGCAACUUGAGCUUCUCAUGGAAGAACCACCUGACCCCCACACAGACCUGUAUCCACUUAACUGGACAAGAGGAACAAAGGAUCAGAUGUCAAUUCACCCAGCCAUGGCCUCUGGAGUAGCCUUUCCUCCUGAUGUUGGACAACAGCAGGUUCUCUGCUCACAUGUGGCCCAUGAGGCUACCUUCGCUCCAUCGGCCUUGGAGAACAGCACCAAGACGUCUCAUCUAUCACCAGCUCCAGCAGAAUUGGAACCAGCCCCUUUGUUAAAAUUCCCUGUUGUUGAAAAGGACACUGAAGUUUUGAGAUAG